This is a messenger RNA of Bombina bombina (fire-bellied toad), 2398 nucleotides long. RefSeq names its product SUMO specific peptidase 7 (gene SENP7). The record is from RefSeq and is a predicted model, not a curated record. The transcript is spliced from 18 exons. Gene Ontology annotation, biological process: protein desumoylation. Lineage: Eukaryota; Metazoa; Chordata; Amphibia; Anura; Bombinatoridae. Bases 118 to 2214 code for a protein of 698 amino acids. Gene Ontology annotation, molecular function: SUMO-specific endopeptidase activity. Gene Ontology annotation, cellular component: cytoplasm; nucleus.
GUUUUGCUUUGGCGUUCAAUAAAGAUUUUGUUGAAAAAAAAAGUAAAUACGGAUGCUGACGUCGUCUGCUAAGUGCUACUGUUUAUAUCGCUACGUCUGAGGAGGUUAGUGCUCGUCAUGAUGGAAAAACAAAAAAAAGAUUCUUCAUCUGAACAGUCAAAUGGAAGAGCCUCUGGUUUCAAGAUUCCAAAGAAAACCACAGAUGCAUGGUCAGAAGAUAUCCAGAUGAGUUCACCUUUAUCACGACUAGCUGAUUCUGACUUCAAAAAUGUCACCACUAGAAAGAGGGGCUGGAAUUCAUCUUACAGCUCAUUCAACAAGACACGGAAUAAUAUUGACCUUCCUCGCUACACGCUUGGUUCUCCGAAGUGUGAUAGGUCUGAACAAAAGAAAAGUAGUUUCUGUGAAAAGGAAAUGAGAUCCUCUAUACCUGAAGCAAAAAAAAUUGCAACAGAACAAAAUGGUCAUCAGCAGACAGCACCCGAUAAAGCAUGUGGAGAUGUCAGUAAUACGUCAGUUUCCUCUCUGAAAGAUCUGAACAGGUGGAAAAAUGGCAGGUGUAAUUCUGGUCAGGAAAUGCAACAUUUACAAAAGGAAGUCAUACAAGAAUCUAAAGAGCCUAUGAAAGGUUGUGCCAUCUCUUCCAUCAGUAAAGUCACACAAGAGAAAACAUACUGCCACAGACGCCUUGAAAUACAGUUGCACAAAUCGGUUAUAUUACCAACAAAUGUUUUUCCACCCAUUGAUGUAAACAGCACACAAGUCUCCCCAGCGGAACAGCAGCACCUGACCCAUUGUACAAAUGCUUCUAAUAAAAGCACUGCUUGUACAAAGAUAGACAGUGAAGACUCUAGCAGAAUUAAAGAUACUUUAAACGACAGAACAGUAUUAGAUAAAACAAAAACAAAUACUCAUCACUUAAAUGUUAAGCUAAGGAAUAGAAGAAACCCAUUUUCAAGUCAUGGAAAGGAAAAGCUGGGUUCAACAGAGCCAAUUGUUCUUUCUAGUGAUGGGGAAGAUGAAGAGUGCAGCAAAAAUAUUGACUCUGAAAUUAAGGAACAGCUUGUUGAAGCAAAAGAAACCAAUGAGAGCUGUGGACAAGAGGGCUCAAGAAAAGAGCACAAUCUACCUACUUAUACAGUUUUACACCGUCACAAAAAUGGUCAGCAUUCUGUUUCUCGGGUUUCCAAGCAAGAUGAACGAUGGACAGAAAUAGAGAGAAGUAGAUCUCUCUUGAAACUGAUUGUUUAUCCUCCUCCGCCAACAAAGGGUGGCUUGUGUGUAACUAAUGAAGAUUUGGAUUGUCUGGAGCACGGAGAAUUCCUUAAUGAUGUUAUUAUUGACUUUUAUCUUAAAUACCUUUUGUUGGAAAAAUUUCCAAAAGAUUUUGGAGAGAGAUCUCACAUUUUUAGCAGUUUUUUCUUUAAAUGUUUAACAAGAAAGGAUACUGGCACAGACGACUGCAGCUUGAACAUUUCAGCAGCAGAGCGACGACAUCAAAGUGUGAAAACAUGGACUCGAGAUGUUGAUAUUUUCAAAAAGGACUUCAUCUUUGUGCCAGUGAAUGAAAAAUCCCACUGGUAUCUUGUAGUGAUAUGCUUUCCUUGGUUACAAGAAGUAGUUUAUGAGGACAGAAAGGUGCAACAGUCUUCACUUAAGUGUAAUUGGGCAAAAGAGACCUCAAAUCAAGAUUCUGUUAUAGUUUUCAAUGACAGAUUAGUAAAAGAAGAAGAAACAAUGGAAGUGGAGAACAACUGCAACUCUGAAAUUGAUGAUACUACUUCUUUCCAGUCUAACUCUGUUUUCAAUGAGAAGAGUAAGGAGGCUGAAAAGAGUCAGCAUGGAAAAGUUUGUAAAAGGCCCUGUCUUCUCAUAUUUGAUUCUUUGCGUAUUGGAAGUGUCCAGAGUACUGUGCAUAUUUUAAGAGAGUAUCUUAAGGUGGAGUGGAAGGUGAAAAAGAAAACUGCACGUGAGUUCAGCAGGUCAUAUAUGAGAGACUUCUAUCCUAAAGUCCCAAAACAGAAUAAUAGCACAGACUGUGGUUUAUAUCUAUUGCAAUAUGUGGAAACCUUCUUUCAGAAACCUAUUGAAACUUUUGAACCACCAAUGCGUUUGGAAAACUGGUUUCCUCAUAGUGUUGUGAAGAAUAAAAGAGAGGAAAUUAAAGAUAUAAUUCUUCAACUGUAUUUACAACAGAAGAAUUGUAAAAGAUGAUCCAACUUGAUGCUUUGGAUGAUGAAUAAAAGCUGCCUAUCUGCCUUUGUUUGUAUGCGAAGACAGUAUGUAAGAAUAGGAAAAAGAUUGUAAAUAUUUUAAAUAUUCAAAACUGGGAAACUUUAUUUAAAUAAACAAUGCUAUACAAAUAUUUAUUAAUGUUUAAUAAACAUAUUACUUUGUU